Dufourea novaeangliae is the source of this 9676-nucleotide messenger RNA. RefSeq names its product mucin-17-like. Lineage: Eukaryota; Metazoa; Arthropoda; Insecta; Hymenoptera; Halictidae. The transcript is spliced from 3 exons. The record is from RefSeq and is a predicted model, not a curated record. Bases 200 to 9607 code for a protein of 3135 amino acids.
UUCUCAAUGAAGUAACACAGAUUCUCAUUGCUGGCAUAUUAAGAUUAUACUUGAAUUGAUAGACUACUUCUUUUGCAUUGUUAUAUGUCCGAGCAGCUGAUGGUUAAAGUGCUCGUUUGAGAACAGAUGUAAGACAGAAUAAAAAUCUUUAAUUUCAAUGCUUAUAUUGUGAAGGAGUGAAACCGAAAAGUGUUUUAAGAUGUGCGAACAAACAGAAAUCAGUUACUUGGAUGGAGAUAUUGUAUGGGUAAAACUCGGAGCUUGUUGGUGGCCAGGACAAGUUACCGGGUUUCAUAAUUUACCUGAAGAUAUUCAACAUGAAUUUAAAAAGAAGCCUUUAAUAGCUGCUGUUAAGUUCUUUCAAGAAGAUACAUACGAAUUUGUCAAAAACUAUCAACAAAUUUACAAAUACAAUUGCACACAGAAAGAUGAAUUUAUCAAAAAAGGACUUGAUAAAUACAGAAGCAAGAGCAAAGAUGGCUCUAGGUAUAUGGAUAAAUUCCCUGGAGAUGUUGAAAUGGCUGAGAAGUUAACAGGUGGUGAUCCUGAAAUAUUAAGCCAUGAUAAAUUUUGUCCAGAGGAAAAGCCGAAUAUAUCGGCUUUAUUCGGGGAUAAGAAAAUCCCGAAGAAGAAAAAAGAACGAGACGAUAUGCCCAGAAGAAGCGAUGGAAUGGAAGUGGUACGGAAAAUUACACAUCCAAGAUUUUUAAGGGAAAGCGAUCAUGAGGUCCGAAUUCGUCAUCAACCUAGCAGUUUACCGUCUACGCCAAAUAAUGCCGGUUCUCCGCAAUAUCCUUGUCAUUUGUGCAAUUUUACUUCUUCUCGCGUUAAUGUUAUUAUCUGUCAUAUCAAAAGUCAUAGGUCUGGAAGUUCACCAAUGUCAAAAUCAAAAGUAAAGACGUAUUCUCAAUAUAGUGGCAGCCAUUUGGAUGUAGAUACUCCUAAAAGAAAGUAUGCCAGAAAGGAUAAGAGCCAGUCAAGCAGAAGUAAAAGUAGCAGCGAGUCGGGUAAAAGGAAGCAAACUAAACAAAACGAGAAAGCUGCUAAAAAGAAGAAAACAGAUCCUAAAAUUCGUGAUACUAUAUUAGCAGAUUGGGAGGAUGAGUCUGAUGAAGAUAUUAGUCUAAAUCAGAGUACUCUGUCUGAGUCAACGCCUGUAAAUAAUUCACAAACGAAAAGUCAAUUUGAUUUUGAUAAGUCUGAUGAAUCUGAUCAGAAAAACGAUACAAGUGCGGAUCCUAAUGAAAUUAUUGCAGAAACUGAAAAACUUCUUAAAGAAACCGAGAAAUUGACAUCAAUUAAUAUAGUAGAGGAUUCAGCAAAUGAUAUUAAUGUUUCAAAAUCUUUCACGUCGAAUCUUCUUGAUAGGAAAUCGGAGCAAGAGAAAGACAUUCGAACAUCGGAUGUUGAUAUCAAUGAAUCUGCUGGAAAAUCACAGAAAGAGAAGGAACCGUUGAAUUCUGAUAAUGAGAGUAAAUUGAAUGCACCUAGCAAAGAUGAUAAAAAGUCAUUACUGUCUUGUUUUGAUUUUCAUGAAGAGGAACCAUCUAUACCUCCCGUAAGGAAAAAGUCACGCGCGUUUCACCAAAAGAAAGAAAUUAUAAAGGAGUUUGAAAUGAGUCAAGCUUUAAAAACGGAACAAGAGAAGGAAGCAGAGAAUAAUAAAAUUGUGACCGAGACAAAUGAUAAGCUGAAAGAGAACGAAAAGUUGGAUACCGUAUUGUCUCCGUGUGUGAAAGAUUUGGAGAAAUCGGAAACAAAUAAAAUUGUCAAUGAAGACAAACCAACAAACGAUGAGGUUGAACAACUUAAAGAGAAAAGUACACCUGAAAAAUUGCCGGAAGAUGUGCAGACAUCUGGUACUGGUACCUGCGAGACACAGUUAAAAAUUGUAGAAAUAUUCGAGGUUGAAAAGGCGCGGGGUGAAAGCGAAAAUGCUAUGACUACUUCAAAAGCCGAAAUACAAGAAGUUCCUAAAGCAAAACACGAGGAAGAGUUAACAAAAACUACAGAAGUAAAUAUGCAAAUUGAAGCUGUUAACGAAAAACCAGUGGAAACUGAAAAUAUAAUUACUGCCAAUGAGAAUACAGAAAGUAUGGAGCAGCCUCCGAAAGAGGUGGACGAGGUUCUUUCCGAACGGUUGACAACAGAAACAGAAGACGAAACCGUUUCCGAGUCUGCUGAUACAGUCCCUGAACACAGUGAGAAUUCUGAUGCAGAUAUGCUGGAACAAGAUCCAGCAUCCAAUUCUGACAUUACUUUAUCAACUAACGAGCAAUUAAAUGUCACUCCACAGGCGAAAAAGCGUAGAGGUAGACCCAGAAAAUCAAAAUCCUUACAUAUUACCAGUGGGAGUGAAAGUCCAAGGUUAAAGGAUAACAAAAGUCAUCACAAACUUUUCGAAAAAUUUGAAGUCGAGAGAAGGACUUCAGAAUCUGACAGCGAACGUUCGUAUAGUGGGAGAAAGCGAAAGCCGAAUAAAAAAUAUUUAGAGUCUGGCAUAUAUGUGCAAGAUAUUGAUCAACGGAUUUAUAAGACUGAUGAUAGCCAAUCUGAAAGUGAAGAAAAGAGUUCCGAAAAAAUAAGAGGUAGAAGAAAGAGAAAUAAAAAGUUUGCAGCAAUUGACAAAAAAAUAAGCGAGAAUAUCGAGCUUCAGGAGCAAAAAGAGUUAGAAAUCUCUUGUAAUGUGAUGGAGGCAACAAAAAAUAAUGUCAAUUCUUUCAGCAUUGAAUUGCAAGAUGAUUUGACCGAGAGCAGUACACGCAGUAAUGAAAAGAUUGUGAAGGAAGAGACAAUAGAUAGAGACAGUCAAGUUUCCAUUGAAGUUUCUGAAAAAUUGCAAGUGUCUUUGGAGGAAAACAUUUUAUCGAAAGAAUCUGAUGAAGCAUUCAUUCCUUCUGAAGAUACAAAAUCGCAGAUAAUGGAAAAUGUUACUGAAACUAAAGACACAAUACUCGAACUUGAGAAGGUGAAAGGUAAUGAAAUGGAAACUGAAAAUUUAUUAAGCUCAAGUAAUGUUCACGAAGUACAUUUGAAAGAUCUGAAUGCAGAAUCUUCAAGCACAGUUCAGCUGGAAGUUUCAACAGAGAAAGAAGUGUUGCCGCAACAAUCAGACAUUUCUAAAACUAUUGAUAUGUUACCGCCUAAAAAAUCACAAAUUAAAAAGUUCGAGUUGUCACAAAUUGAUUUUUUUGACGAAAAUGCCUCUACUAAUAAAUCUCCUAUAAAGCCUAAACUAGAUAGUGAACAAGUGAAAGUAGAGAACAUUGAUGAAGUUAAAACCAACACAGAUUCGAUUGAUUCUUUGAAAGAGGGGUCAAACUUCUGUCCAGAGACACUUGAAGCAGAUAAUAAAAAUGAGGAAACCGUCAAAGAAGCAUCGAAACAAGAAAGUGAAAUGCAAAAUUAUGAAGAAACUGUACCGAUGAAUGAAAAAGUUCACGAAACGAUAAUAGAAGCUUCUCAAAAUCAAGAUCAAGAAUUAAAAUUAGAAAGCUCAGAACAAGUAUCUAAAGAAAUAGCAUGUGCAUCGGACGAACACCAAGCUCGGAAGAAAUCAUCCAUGCAAACAAGAUACAAAGGAAAAUUUACACCAGACACGGGAGUUAAAUCAAAGAAAGAUAAAGAAUUGUCUCUCGAUGACAAGUCAUCGAAUACAUUCCAAGAAGCUUUUUUGAAAACUCUACAUAUAGACAAGAAAAAGGACGGUGCAGCGGACGAUCCUGAGGCGACUGGGAAAGGGAAGAAAGGCAAGAAAUUAAUGAAGAAGAAACCUGAAGAAGAAGUCGAUCCAAAUACAUCUUCCGAGGCAACGCAAGAUGUGAAAAUCAGUGAGGAGACAGGCAAAACGACAGAAAAUGUACCCAACAGUGAAACUGAGGAAAAUAAUACUCAAGUUACAGUUGUGAACAAUUUUCAGGGUAUAGAGGUCGUAGUUGAUCAGAAUAUUGAAAUUGACACGAAAGUAGAUGAUGCUGUGUUUCAGAACGUUGAUCAACUUGCGUCGUCAUCGAGUGAAUUCGGCAUCACGUCCAAGUCGUUAGCGCCAUCACCUCCUACCGAGGACAGCACUAAAUCUAUUAGCAUAGAUAUGCAAAAGGUGGAUGAAUCAUCAAAGAUGUCCACGUCCAUGCCUUCACCGUCGUCUGACGUUACGGUACCAGUAAAGAAACGUGAAAUGCCACGAAUCAUUGAGAAUGUACCGUUAACUGAGCCCAUGCAGAUUUUAAAGUCAAAAUUGUUAGAUAAGUUACCACAGAAAGGGGUGAAGCAUAAAUUAGAGACAGAUAGUACGAAGAAAUCUGAUCAGAAAAGUAGUCCAAAGGCAAAGCUAAUGAAAAUGGAAACUUCAUCACCGAGCACCAAAACCAAAACUGGUUCAAAAGUAACAUCACAUAUGUCGUUGACUAAAAAGCUACAAGUAUUAAAGGCUGAAGAAGCAGAAACGGCUGCGAUGAUGGAAGCACAAAAUGAACAGUUAAAUUUGAAAACUUCAAAAACCUCUACGACAACCGGUACAUCCGAGAAAUUCAUUCAACAAAGCUCUCAAAGUCUGGCAGACAUGGAAUUAGAUAUAAACUCGAUGCCGUUUGUUUUGAGCGAAGAUGUUUUAACUCCGGAAAAUAUCGAACAGAUGCCAGUUGUUAUAUCCUCCAUUAUACCUGCGUCUAGUACAAUACCAGCAACAUUGUCUUUCACACCUACCACUCAAAUGGUAUCACCUACUCAGACGCAGUUUAAAUUAAGCGACAGUGUACCCGAAUUGUCGCCUACAAAGAAGAAAAGCGGUACUCCUGCGAUUCUGAAGAAUAAAAACAAGGCCAAACCCACAAUUACAAGUAUAAAAACAUUGGUGCCGCCUCUAACUGGUGGUGUUAAAGGUAUAAAAUUCCAAAGUGCUCCGGCGACAAGCAAAGUAUCCCCUCUUUUAACUCAAAAAAGCACUCCAGGUAAAUAUGUGGUGGUGCAGACUGCAGGGGGGCAGCAAUUACGUUAUAGUGUUCAGGGUAAACCUGGCACUCAACAAAAGAUCGCUAUACCGACCGGUAAAAGUGCUGGAAACGCUCAAGUAGUUCAACAAGGAAACAAAGUAGUUAUAUUAACAUCGGCGCAAUCUGGUCAAACGAAAAUGUUACCGUUAAAUAUUUCGAAGACUUUAGGUAGCAAAGUUCAGAGAAUUAUGACCAGUAAAGGGCAAGUGCUUUGUCCCAUUAGUCCACAGGGUAUUAUAAAUUCUACGAAAACCGUGAUUGCUCCAAAAGGGGACGCUGUCUCGCCAACUACAUCUAAAUUGCCCGCAGGCCAUAAGAUUAUUAACACACAGGGUCUAAUAGCAUCGAAAGGUGUGCUGACUCCGAUUUCUGGAGCAAUUGGCAAGACAGCUCUACUGGGAACAUUAUCUCAAAGUAUUUUUACGAAAGGUGGAAUUUAUACACCGAUAAGCGCAGCUGCAUUGAGUGGUGGUAAAGCUAUUAUUAGUUCAAAGGCCUUAGUCACAAAAGGUGCAACGAUUUUGUCUUCUACGAACUUAGGUACUUCUAAAGCUAUUUUAACUCCGAUAUCUCAAACUAUUGCAGCAAAAACUAUUUUAAAUCCUCAAGGUAUCAGUCCUAAAGCCACUGUUUUGACGCCGAUAACAGGACAACAAGUGAAAGCGAUUGCAGCAAAGAGUCCAUCAAAAGGCAGCAAAGUGCAGUAUCAGUCUGUACAACAAAAAGUGCAGUUACCUAUGUUACAAAAAUCGCAAAAGGUCUCAAUGUCUUCUUCUUCGCAAGGAAGAUCGGGACAGGUAAAAGGUGCAGGUAACACGAUGAUGUUGCAGAAUCCUAUCCCAGCGCAAAAAACUGUGCAAGGGAAGAGAAUAGUUAAACAAACAGUUGUACAGCAAGGUUCCUCUGUUCAAAAUAUUACAUCUCAAAGCGGUACCCAGCAUGCAGUGGGUAUAAGUCCGCAAGCUCAACAGAAAGGAAAGGCUGUAUCUACUUCAGGCGUGCAAAAAGUUCUCGUUUCCCGUGGUGGUAGGCAGCAAAAAAUGCAACAGAAGGUCGUUGCCCAGAAAGCACAUGAUCCUGCAAUCACGGCUGUACAAAAUAUUCAAAUGAAACAAAUGGUUCCAGGAUCAAUGACAGGUGCGCCAGGUAUGUCCAGGACAUCGCAACAGAAACAAUCGAUUGGUAGCGUUACACCCACGAAAUCUGGUAAAGGUCAUGCGAUCAGUAAAGCUGCCCAACAUCAGAAGAAUUUGUUGAAUAUAGCAAUGAAUUCAGCGGCUACAAGUAACGUGAACACGAAUCUUUCCGCGUCUUUGUCUCUUCCGCCAUUAGAAUCUGUCGAUUCGGACAAGAAAUCGAAACUGGAGAACAUACUUACCGAAGCUGUUCAGAAGGAACAACUUAAAGCGGAAAUGGAAAAGGUCGAUGAACCGAAGAUAACAGCACAACCGCAAAUAAUGGCACUGCCGACAGAAAGCAGCGAUGGAACGCAAACUUACGUUUUAGUAACAAUCGACGAACAAGGACAGAUACAGCCGCUUGAUAAUAAUGCUCUUAUGUCAUUAGAGGGCACAACACAAAAUCCAGACGGCACAAGAACCUUGUACAUAGAUCCCAGUUCGUUAGGAGAAGCUGGUACAUUAGACAACAUUGUGUUGCAAUUUGAUAAUGGCGUACUACCAAGUAUACAAACCAGUACCACGGAACCUGUACAGACCAUUAUCUCAGAAAGCUUCCCCACAGCGGAAGUAAUACCGACAUCGAAUCAAGAUAUCUUGGCGGCUGCUCUCGCUAAUACAGAUUUCCAACAAGAAAUCAGUUUAUCGGAGAAUCCAACGGCAAGUGUGAUGACUGCUGGCUUGACUCAGACAAGUCUGAUCAAUCAGACUAUAUUACAAUCAACUAUCAUCCCUCCGACAGAACCAAUAUCUUCACCUUCCGUGCUCGAAACGUCGUUGACUUUAAAUCAACCCAUAAUGACUCCACUAGAGGUACCUACCAGUUUACCGAUACAGGCAGAAGCACUUCCGACAUCUACUGUGACAGCCAUCCCAACGUCUCUUGAAUUACCGAUCACGAUCACAAAUCCUACAAUUUCUUACAUAGCAACGGGCGAAACGCAAAUCCAAAUUCCCGGCAAUUCUAUGCCAGAUAUUGGAGAAAUCAUGGAAAGUCCAAGUACCGCGGAUAUUGUAAGAACAGACAUUCCUGUAACUACUCAGUAUCUGGUACUGCCGGGUUUGGAGGCUAAUAUUCCUGCAGAAGUACAGCACGAGCAAAGCGACGCUAUAUCAAUACCAACUGUUUCGUAUUCGGUAGCGAUACCAAAUAAUGUAGUUCUGCAAAGUUCGCAAGUUCAAACGACCCCUUCGAUGCCGAUAAUAGACGACACCUUCGCAGGAAAUGCACAACUUAGCUCUAACGUAGAACCAUCAAUAACGACGGAGCAAAGCUUUGCGGAGGUACCGGUUACCGAGAUGCUUGUCUCAAAGUCUCCUACUUCUACGGAAAGUGUACAAUCGCAAGACACCGUUGUAACAUCGGAGGUGAUAGUACCUCAAGAUGACCCUGCAUCUUCUCAAGAAUCUAUCGUGUCAACGAAUGAGGUUAGUGUUUCAAACGAAGAACAGGACGCAGCAAUGCCUUUGCAAGAAACGUAUUCUUCUCAAGAAGAACCCAUUAAGUCGGAAGAAAUAAUUUUACAAUCUACAAUUGAUAAAGAAGAUGAUAAGUCUGAUGUGACGAUGGACGAACGAAGCAAAGAGGAUAGUAAUAACGAUAGUGUAAUGCAUAUGCAAAUUGUAGAGCAACCAGAUGAAUCCAUGACGAGCAGUAUGUCCAUAGUCGACGAUACUGCUGUAGUUACAUCUGAGUCCAGUGUAAAAAUGCCGUCUGUCGAACGUACGAGCUUCGAAGAGUCGAAUGAAAUCGAUACAAACACCUCUCUGGAAGCAAAAAAUAUACAGAAACUUAAAGAACUGCAUUUCACUGAACAGUCGGACGGGAAGGUCGUCCACUCUCCUGUAACAGAAGAACAAGCAGCAACAUCUAACGAGGUGGAAGGUGCUCGAGAAACGUCUGAAAUUUUACCCGCCGAGUCGAUGAACCGUUUGGACGAGCAGAGUAUGGAUAUAGACGAAGCCAUCGGCUCCAAACUUUAUGCUGCAAGUAUAAUAAAGGAACCAGAAGAUUGUCAACGAGACGAGCCAUCGUCUCAGGGAGAAUCAGAACCGGUCGAAAGGAACAUAGACUUGCAGUUCGAUGAGACGAAUUCGGAGACUAGUCAUGAAACACCGUCACAGUCCUAUGAACAGUUCGGUGUUGCCGUGACUACCGAUUCUACUGAUUUACCUAGUCAAUCUGCUACGAAAUCAGAAAACUCGAGGGAGCCAUCGCAGUCGAUAACGUACGAACCAAUGGAAACGGACGAAGAGGCGAUCGUCACAGAGCCGCCGAGUCAAUCGUUUGAACAUUCGAAGAUGAACGAAGCUUCGCAAUCGUAUGAAACUUCCGCGGAAGAAAGUACGAACGCACCCACGCAAUCCUUCAACGAGCUCAUGCAGAGUCAAGAUGAAAGGACAAGCAUGGACGAAGGUAUAGACGAUCAAACGUUCCCAACCCAGAGCUACGACGUCGGUAAGGCUGAAAAUAUUCCAGAGAACUUGGAAACCGAUACGGAAAUUAGCCAAGAGGGAAACAUGCCGUCUCAGUCUAAUGACAUCGGUGCUGACGGUAUUGGUACAUCAUCAGUGUCCACGAACAAUUCCGGGCUGAACGAGGAUGAAACCGCGAGUUCGUCGUACGUUCCAGAAACGCCUGAGAAUCAAGAGAGAGAUCCAGACCAAGAAAGUGCAAUAAGUACAUCAUCCUGCGAGAUUCCACCAUGUGCAGAAUUGAAUAUCGCGUCCUCUAGCGGGGAGCACACAACCAUCCAUGACAAUGGAGUACCUGAAAUACCAACAUCGUCGUACAAUCUGAAUCCAGACAUUACAUCGACUCACGUGGAUUCAGUGCCGACCUCUAGCUACGAAGAACAAAAUGUGUCGACCUCGUACGAGGUGCCGAUUUCAAUGCCCGGCCUAGAAGAGACUCCCUCGCAGAACUUUGUCACCGAGAGUACCGAUCACAGAAACGAACCUUCCAGUUACUAUGCCCAUCACCAAGAAGUGACAGCAAGUUACUACGAAUCGGUUGGCCAAGAAACAAAUUCUAGGCUGGACGAAGAUCCACAAGAGGAGGUAACGCCCAGUUAUUAUGAGGCUAACCCACAGGAAGCCAGUCAGAGCUACUUUACACCAGAAGAAGCUACGCCGAGCUAUUCCAGCCAUAAUGUUUCGCCGAGUUACUAUGAUCAUAGACCAGAGAGCGAGGCGAGUCAAAGUUAUUACUCAGCGGAUGACAUACAGAAAACAGAACGAUCCUCCUCGCAGAAUAUCGAGGCGUCCCAAAGCUUCUACCAAGAGCAAUCUGACGAGUUAAAGUUAAGACAACAGGGAGAAGCUACGCCGACCUAUACCGAAAGAUAUCCGGUCGAUUACACAUUGGAGAAUUCCCCGAUAGAAAGGCACGAUCUUGUAGAAAGUUCUGUACCAGCCACCAGGCCUACAGAGAGGUAAUACAUUAUGAUGGGUAAUAGCAUUACGCUAUAAGGAGAGUCCUUGUUUUUUUAUAGACUAUUGAUCAUU